Molecule: messenger RNA, 1254 nt
Organism: Bursaphelenchus xylophilus (pine wood nematode)
Lineage: Eukaryota; Metazoa; Nematoda; Chromadorea; Rhabditida; Aphelenchoididae
Source: the annotation of a GenBank genome assembly
AUGAAGGUUCUUUUUGCAUUUUUUGUAAUUAUUUCUUUGGCUAAUGGACAAUAUUUCUACGACCCGGACAAUUCGGAUUCUGGGAUCUCCUUUGUGAGGGUCAGGGUUACCCCACGGUAAGUUUUAUUCAUAUUUUCAUCAAAAAUACAGUAACUUUUUUGGCUGUUUUAAAUAAUUUCAGGGGUCGAAAAGUUUGGGUGAUGGGUCGACCGGUCGAACAGACCUAUAACAGCAAUUACUAUGGCUAUGGGACCACGGGUACUAACUAUUACCCUUAUUACAAUUACUACAACAACAACAAUCGUCAAUGGCCUUACAAUUACAACACCAAUUCAAAUCCUAAUUACAAUGGCUACGAUUAUAACACAAAUACCUACAGUAAUAACAAUGCUUAUGCCAAUUAUUACAACAACAAUUUGUAUAACUACUACAACAGAGGUUACAACUACAAUUCCUACGGAACAGGAUAUCAGAAUGGUAACAAUAAUUAUUACUACGCUAAUAGUAAUGGAUAUUAUGGGAGAAAAAAAUAAAUAAAUGAUAUCUUUGAGUAAAUUGGUUACCUAUUUUAACGCUAAAAAAACCACAGAAAAAAAUCGUGGUAUGGUAAGUGCAUAAUCAUUCUAAUCAACUGUACAUGAUCCUUCAAGUUGCAAACUAGUUGUUUGUUGUUGCUUUAAUUAGAUCACAUUCCUUCAGCAAAUAAAAAAACUAAGAAAACUUCCUGAUGUCUUCAGUGUAAUGUUGUAGAUAAGAAAUAGCCAUUCAUUGUUUUUUACUUGAUUCGCAAAAUUUUUCAACAUUCUGAGCUCUAUUUUUCCAAGAAAUAGAAGAAUUUGUCGACAAAUUAGAAGAAAAAACUUCUGAUGACGCAAAAAAAUGGUAAGUCAAGGUUAUGUGGGUCAGAAAGAAGAAAACAUUGCCGAUCGCCGUUAAAAAUUACUGCAAAAUAAAGAUUUGAAAGGUUUUGUAAAUACUUUUAGCGGCAGAAAGUUUAUUCGCAGUAUUUGAAGAUAAAUACCGCUAAAAAUGAAAUUAAAGUCAUCCCUGACUAUUCUAAUAUUGCUAGCCUGUCUGAAAUACUAUUUAAUCUCCGCCCAAGGCUUUCAACUCGUCGACGAUGGAUCUGCCUCAGAAGCUGGGAUUGGAGGAGUUGCUGUUUUGAGUGGAACUUAUUACAAUUGGAAUAAUUACAACCAUAAUCCCGGUUACCGAGGCUAUUAUAAUAAGGGAUAUGGAUAUUACACUGGUUAG